AUGAAACAUACUGUGAUAUAUUUUAUCUAUCUAUUUAUCUAUCUAUCUAUCUAUCUCAGUUUCUUCAUAUCUUUUUCAGUCUCUUUAAUUCUAUCAACCACAGUCUUUCAUAUAUCUAUUAUAUUUUUCAUAUUAUUCACUAUUAUUUUGUUCCUAUCUCAUCUAUCUCUAUCUAUUAAUCUUUAUCUAUCACAUCCUGCUCAUUAUCUAUCUAUCUAUCUAUCUAUCUAUCUAUCUAUCUAUCUAUCUCAGUUUUUUCAUAUCUUUUUCAUUUCUUUAUCUCUCUAUCUCUCUCUCUAUCUCCAACUCCCUCUUUGUCUCCCCACGCGAACAAACACGUAUUCUCUGUCUCUCAGUUUUUCAUAUUUCGCUCUCUCUAUUUAUCUCAGUUUUGCAUAUCUUGUGCUCUCUCCCUUUCCUUAUCUAUCUAUCUAUCUAUCUAUCUAUCUAUCUAUCUAUCUAUCUAUCUAUCUCAGUUUUUUUCAUAUCUUUUUCAGUCUCUUUAAUCCUAUCAACCACAUAUCGGCUAUUAAUUUUGUUCCUAUCUAUCUAUCUAUCUAUCUAUCUAUCUAUCUAUCUAUUUGUAUUUACUUUCCUUCAAUCUAUUCAUAUCUAUCUAUCUAUCUAUCUAUCUAUCUAUCUAUCUAUCUCAUAUCGGCUAUUAAUUUUGUUCCUAUCUAUCUAUCUAUCUAUCUAUCUAUCUAUUUGUAUUUACUUUCCUUCAAUCUAUUCAUAUCUAUCUAUCUAUCUAUCUAUCUAUCUAUCUAUCUAUCUAUCUAUCUCAGUUUCUUCAUAUCUUUUUCAGUCUCUUUAAUCCUAUCAACCACAGUCUUUCAUAUAUCUAUCAUAGUGUUCAUAUAUAAGUAUCGGCUAUUAAUUUUGUUCCUAUCUAUCUAUCUAUCUAUCUAUCUAUCUAUCUAUCUAUCUAUUUAUUUGUUUCCUUCAAUUUAUUCUUUCCUUCAAUCUAUUCAUAUCUAUCUAUCUAUCUAUCUAUCUAUCUUCUAUCUAUCUCAGUUUCUUCAACCAUCUUUUUCAGUCUCUUUAAUCCUAUUAAUUUUGUUUCAUUUCUAUCUAUUUGUACCACAAUCUUUCAUAUCUAUCUAUCUAUAUCUUCUCUUUCUAUCCUAUCAAUCUUUCAUCUAUCUAUCUAUCUUCAUUUUGUAUUUUUUUUCCUUCAAUCUAUUCAUAUCUAUCUAUCUAUCUAUCUAUCUAUCUAUCUAUCUAUCUAUCUAUCUGUUUCUUCAUAUCUUUUUUUCAGUCUCUUUAAUCCUAUCAACCACAGUCUUUCAUAUAUCUAUCAUAGUGUUCAUAUAUAAGUAUCGGCUAUUAAUUUUGUUCCUAUCUAUCUAUCUAUCUAUCUAUCUAUCUAUCUAUCUAUCUAUCUAUCUAUUUGUAUUUACUUUCCUUCAAUCUAUUCAUAUCUAUCUAUCUAUCUAUCUAUCUAUCUAUCUAUCUAUCUAUCUAUUUCUCAUAUCUUUUCAGUCUCUUUAA
Messenger RNA from Acanthosepion pharaonis, 1491 nucleotides. The record is from the annotation of a GenBank genome assembly. NCBI's taxonomy places the organism in Eukaryota, Metazoa, Mollusca, Cephalopoda, Sepiida, Sepiidae.